Messenger RNA from Paramecium sonneborni, 1095 nucleotides. The record is from the annotation of a GenBank genome assembly. NCBI's taxonomy places the organism in Eukaryota, Ciliophora, Oligohymenophorea, Peniculida, Parameciidae.
AUGUCUAGGAGAGUAUUAAAUAUAUUUACUCCUCCAACUGUUCCUGAAGGCUAAGGUGCUUAAGUUAUACGAAUAAUAGGUAAACAUUGGAAUUGUAAAAGUUUAGGAAAUAAUAACCUUAGUAGUUUAAAUCCUUUUAUGAUGCUUGAUCCUGCAUUUGUAAAAUUACCUGCAGGUUUUCCUGAUCAUCCUCAUAAAGGAUUUGAAACAGUCAGUUAUUUAUUAAAAGGUUCUAUUUAUCAUGAAGACAGUAAAGGUUUUUCAGGCCAUUUAUAACCAGAAGAUAUUUAAUGGAUGAUAGCUGGAAAAGGAGUUAUGCAUACUGAAAUGUCAGGUAGUUAAGAUGAAUUAACUUCUGAUUUUUAAUUAUGGAUUAAUUUACAAGCUAAAUUCAAAAUGAUCGAACCAUAAUAUUAAGAAAUUAAAAAAGAACUUAUAGCAGAAGCUAAAUAAAAUGGUGUUCUAGUAUGUUUUAUUGCUGGAGAAGCCUUAGGUGUUAAAGGACCUAUAUAUACAAUAACUCCUGCUUUCUUUUUAAAUGUUAAAUUAAAUGAAAAUUCUGAAUUCUUAUAAAAGAUUUCAUUAAAAUGUAAUUCCAUACGUUAUAUACAUGAUGGAUAAGGUAUAUUUGCUGGUUAAAAUGCAAAUUAACAUUAAGUUGUUCACUUAGAUAUUAAUGAUAAAGGAGAAAUUCUAAAAGUCAAAACAGGAUAAUAAAAAUGUCAUUUAAUUAUCAUUGCUGGAGAACCUAUUAAUGAACCUUUUGUGUAACAUAGACCUUUUGUGAUGAAUACAAAAGAAGAAAUUCAAUAGGCAUUUUAAGAUUAUUAUGACUAAAAAAAUGGAUUUGAAGGGAGCUCAUUCCUAGAAAUCAAAAAUCUAAAAUCUCAGAAAAAAGUGAUAAUGAUUGAACAUAUAUAUUAUUCGUAUCAAAAAUUAAUCAUACAUUCAUUUAUUAUUAAGAUAUCAAUCAAUUUCUUAAUUAUAAUUAUUGUUAUAUUUAAUAAUGAAACUUAUUUCAUUAUUAUUUAUUCCUAUUUUUUCUAAUUUGUUAAGUUUUUAUAGCAUCAUACUAUAUUUUUAAAACUUCAUUGA